This is a messenger RNA of Cervus elaphus (red deer), 2709 nucleotides long. It is a transcript of the gene NPAP1, whose product is annotated as nuclear pore associated protein 1. The transcript has 3 exons. The record is from RefSeq and is a predicted model, not a curated record. Lineage: Eukaryota; Metazoa; Chordata; Mammalia; Artiodactyla; Cervidae. Bases 1 to 2709 code for a protein of 902 amino acids.
AUGGGCAAUUUACUGUGUAAACUUGUUUCCGCGCUCCGCCGCCGGCACCCGCUGGGCCGUCGCUCGCUGGUUUUGCGCCGUCGGGAUGCCAUCACAUCUGGCCGGGGCCACCCAGCCGCCCCAGCUCCUGCUUUACACCCUGGCCGCAGGCUGCUCAACCAGGACCGAGUGCCUUUAUCAUCCGGCUCUUACAUCGCGCCGAAAAGUUGGUACCCAAUCCAGCAGGCUGGGUACUCCCGUGUGGGCGUCCUACCCCUGGCGAACUUGAGGGAGUUGCCGAAGAAGAAGCCCGUCCUGUCCACUCGUAAUUCCAUGAUGUUCGGACCUUCGAGAACCGUCAGAAUUCCUCCACCAGGGCGCAAAAUUACUCUCCUGCCUUCACUCCCUGAGCUACAUGUUCAGGUAGGCAAGGCUGGGAAGCCGGUACCAACCAGUCACCGCCCACUUCCUUGCGCAAAGGAGAGUAAGGCGAUGGUCCGGGAAGAGCGCAGGGAAGUCGUGACAAAGGAGGAAGGUCACACAGAGGCCGAAGGAGAGGCCAACGGAAAGAUGAGUCCGUACCGCAGCGGGGCUGUGACAAGGACACCUAGGCCCCAGGAGACCGGCGGGCUCCUCCCGCCCCUCCAGUGCAGUCCCGAGCCUCCAAACCUCCUGCCGGUGCACCCAGAAGACAACGUCAGUGAGAAAGCCCAGGUGUCUCGGACGAAGCCUUCCUCCCAAAGCCCCGCCAUCUGCUCAGACGGCACUGCUGGAGACGGCCGGCCUCCCUCGCAGCCUGGCCCCCUGGCCUCGGUGCUCUCUGCCCCAAGUCCGUGCUGCAGCCUGCUGCCCGAGAGGCCAGUAGAAGAAGUGCUGGGUGAAGACCACCAGCCCGGCUCCCCAGAGUCACCGGUGUCCGGGAAGGCGCUGCAGCGUGAAGCACCUUCAGACCCCCCGCGGAGAGGCUCUUCUCCCCCGGGAGCUGCCGGCAGUAGGCGCCCCUGCAAGAGGAAGAUGCCCCCGCCGCUUUUUCUGCCGCUGCCGCCGCUGCUGCCGCCUCGGCCGCCACCGCUGCCGCUGCCGUGGGGUCGCAGUGACCUUCCCCCACCUCCGAAGCUUCCAGGCAUGACUCUCGCCAAAACCUGGGGCACCCUGAAACAAAACAUGGACCGUCAGCGGAACAGAAUCCUGAAGGAUGCAAGGAAGGCCAUGCGACGCCGCAGCACCGCUCCGCCCGCCCCAGGGACCACAGGCUGCCUGGCUCCGGUCAGUCACGUUUUGCAGGUCCCUCCUACCACCACCGACUUGGCCGACCUGUCCUCCAGAUUCCCCAAUCUGGCUGGCCUUCCACCUUGCCUGACACCUUAUACGGAUCGGGUGGCAAGACACACAGCCCCCUCUCAUUCUGCUAUUCCUGCAGAUCCUCUUCUUCCUCCAGUUUUCAAUCCCAUUGUGGGAAUUACCGUUAAGGAGGAUGCAGGCACUUCGUGUUCAGCCAGAGCAACACCACCUUUUAUUUCUGACCUCUCCACACCUCUGAGCACCCCAACCCUCCCCUUCCAGCCACCCUCCUACAGAAAUGAAUCCCCAACACCCAUGUGUGUAGAUUCUCCCCCUCCCUUAUACUUACUCACCCCUCUUCCAGACCCUCCCAUCGCUCCCCCUGUUCCAACUGAGCAGCCCAUCACUUCUUCUGCAGUCCCUGUGACCACCACAGUCAUAGCAUCUGCAAGUGUGACCCCCCCGUCUCCUUCAGAUUCGGGCAUCACUGACAUGGACACUACGCCCCCUUCUCAAGCUGUAAUUUUUCAGUCUCCCCCAGGUAUUGGGGUGGAGCAGACACACACUGCAGAGAGAUCAGACACCACCGGCCCAUUUGUGCCAAUGGUCUCCUGCCGCGCUUCAAUUUUUAACUAUCCCUUUGACUCCCAAACCAACCCUCACCCCACAUUUGCAGCCACUGAUGAGCAGCAGAGAGCCUCUGUUCUUCCCAGGCCCCCAUCUGGGGCUCCGGCUGCCGUCUUCCCCGGGCCCCCACCUGGGGAUCAGGCUGCCGCCAUUCCCGGGCCCUCAUCUGGGGCUCCGGCUGCCGUCUUCCCAGGGUCCGCACCUGCGGAUGCAGCUGCCGCCUUGCCCGGGCCCCCACCUGGGGAUCAGGCUGCCGCCUUGCCCGGGCCCCCACCUGGGGAUCAGGCUGCCGCCUUGCCCGGGCCCCCACCUGGGGAUCAGGCUGCCGCCUUGCCCGGGCCCCCACCUGGGGAUCAGGCUGCCGCCUUGCCCGGGCCCCCACCUGGGGAUCAGGCUGCCGCCUUGCCCGGGCCCCCACCUGGGGAUCAGUCUACCUCUGACUCCAAGGAGAACCACUACCCAUAUCACAUGGCUGUUCCUGGUUCUGAGAACACAGCACCCAGUGGCAGCAAUGCCUGGACCCAAGCCUCGACUUAUUUACCUGUGGAGUUGGUCAACAGAGUCCAGCCACACAGAGGAAGGAUAAUGGAUUCAGAUUUACCAGAUCCCCUGUCUUCCACCACCACCAUCAACAUGCAGCCGGCCUUUGUCUACAGCUCAGGUAUUUUCCCCAGGGAUGUAUCUGCUACUUCUGGUUUUGGAGUGGAUACCACAGUGCCCAGUACUGGAGACAGUAGCUUGCUGUCUGCUAGUACCACAUCAGGCCCACUGUUGAUGGGACCUGCAGCCUCUAUGGCUGGUGGGAGUUUUGGGUUGGUGUGA